Molecule: messenger RNA, 2086 nt
Organism: Castor canadensis (American beaver)
Lineage: Eukaryota; Metazoa; Chordata; Mammalia; Rodentia; Castoridae
Source: RefSeq, a predicted model, not a curated record
UCGGUUCUCCCCCUCGCCUGCCCUGCCUGGCAGGAUUAGUCAACUCAGAAACAUUUCUUAUGUUGCCUUUAAAAAAGCACUGGCUGUAUUGUCAUUAUUAUUAUCUUAUCCCAGGCUUGGCAAAGUAGGGCACUGUAGCUGUUUUUGUAUGGACUCAUGAGUUAAGAAUUUUCAAAUGUAAAGUGUAAACAAACCUAUUAUGAGGAUAUUGCGUUUUGGCCUACCAAACCUAAGACAUUGACAAUAGUAACUGGCCCUUUACAGAAAAAGUUUGUCAAAUCUUGGCUUAUCUCCCCUAGGCUAAUUUCUUCAGUUCUGGCCUCCUAUGCAGAGCUGGAUAACAGACAAGAGAGUUUCUAGAAGACAUGCCAUUCUCGAGGUGGUGGGUGGUCAGCUUCGAAUCAAACCAAUACAUACAAAUCCAUGUUUUUAUCAGUCUUCUAAGAAGAGCCAGCUCUUACCAAUGAAGACAAAUGUAUGGCAUUGGCUGCAUCCUGGAGAUAGUUUUUCUUUGUUAGCCAACAAGUACAUCUUCCAUGUUUUCUCUACACAUUCCAAAAUGGAAAAUGACUGUACAUUAAGAAACAGUCAAAUGCUUGAUGAAGACAAUAUAAUAAAUGAAACAUCAGAGUCUUCUGUGAUUAAUUUACCUGAUAAGACAACUGGUGCCUCACAGCCAGAAAGAAGCACAGAAGUAACCAAGACCCAGACUACUACCACAGAUAGUGUGUCUUUUAUAGGUGAAUGUACAGACUUUAGCAAGCAACAGUCAAACCCUACCCAGAGGAAAAGAAUCCUUCCAGCUUGGAUGUUAGUAGAAAAUUUAAGUGAUAAAGACCUUUCAGCAUCUGUCAUCAGUGGAGAUAAAAACAUAAUCCAGGAAAGUGGAAAAGAAGGAAUCUAUAAAGAUGAAACUCCAGUAAAUGUGACACAGCAAGGAAGAAAGCGACUAAUUUCAUCAGAAAAUUCAGAAAGUGUAUCAGCAGAACAAGAUGCAGGAAAAAAGUAUAAAAAUUUUGAUCAAGAAAAGGCAGCUAUUUCCUCCAAGAAAAUGCCAGAAUCACUUUCUACAAUUACUUUAAGUAACACAGAUAUGAAUACUGUGACGACUAAUACACAGAGAAACAAAAUUGAAGUAGAGGAACCUGGUAAGGUUUCUGAACACAAAGUUAUGACUAAAAGAACACCUAAUGAAGAAGGGGAGGCAGUGAAUUGUUCUGCGAGUUGUAUGAGUGUCCAAAGCAAGUCAUUCCCCUAUGAGUCUCAAGGAUGCCGUCCUGAUUCCAGCUCUGAUCCCUCCAGUCCUGAGACUUUGCAGGCAAAGGCAACUGAAUUGGUUCCACAAGAUUCAGAAGAAAACAUGGUGAAGAGGACAUCCUGCAUGUAUGGACCAAACUGCUACAGGAAGAAUCCUGUCCAUUUUCAACACUUCAGCCACCCUGGUGAUAGGGAUUAUGGAGGUUUAGAAGUCGUGGGUCAAGAUGAGACCGAUGGUCGGCCUGAAUGUCCCUAUGGAGCAUCUUGUUACAGGAAGAAUCCCCAGCACAAGAUAGAAUAUAGACAUAGUGCACUUCCUGUAAGAAGAGUUUUUGAUGAAGACGAUGGUGUUGGGCAACCCAGUGAGUGUGACCUGAAUGACAGCUUUCUAGAUGAGGAGGAAAAUGAGCCAACAGAUGAAGAUUCUGACUGGGAACCAGGAAAAGAAGAUGAAGAAAAGGAGGACAUGGAAGAGCUUCUAAAAGAAGCAAAAACGUUUAUGAAAAGAAAAAACUAGCUCUUUUAGAGCUCACAUUCACUUUUUCUUUAUGGGAGAAAGUCAGGAACAAGGAGGUACUUAAGGGAUCAUUGUUUUCCUUCUUUGAUAGUUGUGACUUUUACUAUUGACUUCUUUGUAGGUGAAACAUUGAAAUGUCAGCCUUCACUGAAGUGGUAGAAUGCAAUGUCUGCCUUGCUUUCUUUCCUAUUUAAAGUAUUGAGAGUAGGAAGCAAAUAGGCUAAAUAGUGGUAACUGAUAUUUUCAUAUACUUGUAUAUUAGUAAUAAAAAACCAUAGGUUGCAUAAAACUGGUCUUUUUUUCCCAACAAUG